GGGGGCUGUAGUUUUCCUGUCAGAGUAGCAGCUGUGGCUCUGCUAGUUCGCUUGCUCCGCAACUCGGUUCAGAGUCGGAGUCUGCGGUGCAGGGACGCUUCAUGGAAAGUCAGGAAGAUCAGGGAGCUGCAGGUGCUGCUGCUGCUGAGGCCGACGCCGAGAGAGGCUCAGGGUCGUCGGAUCCGGAUUCUGACGACGAAGUGGGGGCUUCCGGUCAGACUGAAAUGGAGUUUUUACGAAACCUCUUGUCCCGGACGCUGGGCUUGGGCAGCGAGAAACCCGAGAAGGUGCUGGAUGAGCUGACGUUAGAGGGUGUGAGCAAGUUCAUGCUGACUGAUCAAUGCAAGAAAAUUGUAUGUAUGGUUGGAGCAGGAAUCUCAACUGCUGCAGGGAUCCCGGACUUCCGCUCCCCAGGCACAGGGCUCUAUGCCAACCUACAGCAGUACAACCUGCCAUACCCAGAAGCCAUCUUUGAGAUCAGCUACUUCAAGCAACACCCAGAGCCAUUCUUUGCCUUGGCCCGGGAGCUGUACCCAGGGCAGUUCAAGCCCACCGUCUGCCACUACUUCAUACGCCUCCUGAAGGAAAAAGGGCUGCUCCUGCGUUGUUACACGCAGAACAUCGACACCUUGGAGCGGGUUGCUGGCCUCGAUCACGAAGACUUAGUGGAGGCUCACGGCACCUUCUUUACCUCCCACUGCAUCAGCUCCACCUGCAGGAAGUCGUACAGCCUGGAUUGGAUGAAAGAAAAAAUCUUCACGUCUCUCAUCCCCAAGUGUGAAAAAUGUCAGAAUGUAGUGAAGCCAGACAUCGUGUUCUUUGGGGAGAACCUGCCCUCUCGCUUCUUCUCUUUGAUGCAGUCAGAUUUCCGCGAUGUGGACUUGCUCAUUAUCUUGGGCACCUCCCUUCAGGUCCAGCCCUUUGCCUCUCUUGUCGGCAGGGUACCCAAAAACACACCACGGCUCCUGAUCAAUAAAGAGAAGACUGGAGAAAGUGAUCCUCUCAUGUCCCUGAUGGGCUUCGGGUGUGGGAUGAACUUUGACUCAGAGAAAGCAUACCGGGAUGUUGCCUGGCUUGGAGACUGUGACGAGGGCUGCCUAGCCUUGGCAGAGCUGCUGGGAUGGAAGAAAGAGCUGGAGGAACUGGUGAAAAAGGAGCAUGCUGCCAUAGACGCCAAGGCGGGGCAGACUGCAGCCCAUGGGGCAAGUGCCACCCAUCCUUCCAUGAGGGAACAGAAGGAACAUCCGUCCGCAGAGAAGGAAACACCUCCUAGCACCAAAGAAGAAUGAAGAGAUUGGACAGGACUGGGGGACCCGUACUGUGGAUGAAUUAAAAAUCAAAAUGGCCACAGGCUGAGUGACCCUUGUGGCUUGCAGACUUGUGUGACUUGAUUUCCUUAAGGGCCUUGGCCGCCCGGGAUCAACCAGAGGCUUCUGCUUAGGAGAUCAUGUGGUGGGAAAUCCAAAAGAAUGUGAGGAGUUACGGAACAAAAGUGAAAGAGGCCAAGGUACCACUUUACAAAGUCUUCUCUGCUGACUUUGGUAGUGUUUGACUUGAAAGCCCUAAAUUGCUGAGAUUAUGGGUGAGAAAUUGGAUUGACAAGUAGCAAUCUGAAUAUGUCUGGGUUAUUUUCCAGCCUUAGUGAAUUUUAGUUGCUGUGGGAUGGGUGGACAAAACCAGCCUUGUUCUUAAUGCAAUCUAUCAGUCUGUUUAAAAUUAUUUCUAUGCCACCUUUAAGGAGAGAACCCUUUCAAGGCGGUGUACAAGACAAAACACACACUAAAUGGAUACAAUGUAAAGAAUCCAUAAAACAUGUUUCAAUAAAUCCAUAAAAACCUAGAUUAACACUUAGAAUCGACAAAAGCAAACCUUACCAGUAAAAAAACAAAACUUACCAGUAAAAACCAACAGCCCAGACUUAAAGGAAGGCCAGUGAAAACAGGUGGGUCUUCUGAGCUACCUUUCUUCCUGGGAAGUCCGUUCUUUCUUUGGCACCCAGCUUGGCCAAAGAUGAUAAGUUGUGCAGAAUGGUGGUUGGAGGUUAUUUAAUCAAUCUUUUUAACACUGUUAAAGCUUUUGCUGCUGUUACUUGCAUUAAGCUAUCAUAAAUGGCAAUUAAAUUCAAGCACCUUGAUACCA
This is a messenger RNA of Elgaria multicarinata webbii, 2139 nucleotides long. It is a transcript of the gene SIRT2, whose product is annotated as sirtuin 2. Gene Ontology annotation, molecular function: transcription factor binding; histone deacetylase activity, NAD-dependent; NAD+ binding. Bases 102 to 1289 code for a protein of 395 amino acids. The record is from RefSeq and is a predicted model, not a curated record. The transcript is spliced from 16 exons. NCBI's taxonomy places the organism in Eukaryota, Metazoa, Chordata, Lepidosauria, Squamata, Anguidae. Gene Ontology annotation, cellular component: nucleus.